GUUGGAUGCUUGUCCUCAAGUAAUUGCUUUUCCCACGCCUCUCUUGAUGCGGCACGGUGUAUUUUUGUGGAAUCAUCCUUCUAGAACGAAGGGAAAAGACCUCGUGAUAGCAAAUUCGAUUAUGUUGGCAACGUUACAACAACCCCACCGAGACCCGUGUUAUGUAUGACAUCAUUGACUAUUUUUACCCUGCUAGCCCCGGGACAGAUUCCGGAGAGGAUUAAGGUGGCCGGACUGUCGGCUACAAGCUUCAGGGUUUCAUGGAGAACCUUACCCCUUGUCGAUCACAAUGGACCAGACCUUCGGUACCUUGUAUCAUGGCGACUUCAGAACGAGACGUGUUGGAAACUUAACCUAUGGAAGACAGCGACAGUUGGAGGGUCUAUGUCAUCUUACGUCGUGCGAAACGUCACGUCCGGUCUGCUGUAUGAGGUGACUGUCCAGGCUGCCAACUCUAAGGGACAGGGACCGGUAUCGGCACCGCGUCAUGGACAGUCAUUGCCAGCUCUCAAGCGUGCUCCAGUUUUGAUCACACCAAAGAGAGAAUUUAACGCCAGCAUAUCAAGUACAGUUGAACUGACCUGUGAUGCUGUGGGUGCCGUCAGGUCCAGGCGAUUAUGGUUUAAUGAAGCACGAAUUGUCCCCACCAAACUGAUACAAGGCACGGGGUCGCUACUCCUGGAUAAAGUACAUUUUAAGGACGAGGGAUGUUACAAGUGCUACGCCGAAAAUGACCGUGGCUCUACUGAAGGAUGCCGUUGCCUGCGGGUCUACGGUUCGAGAAACAUUACAACGACUCAGACAAGCAUUACCCAGCCGCUCAGUAAAAUACAUUCACUGUUUGUCUGCCGUAUGCCUCCUACUAGUCACUAGCUAGAAAUAAAUGUUACUGUUAUGUAACCUAUGUUCUAACCAUAGUAGUACACUAGUAUCAGCUAGGAUGCACUGCUGAUGGUUGUUUGACUGGUAACUGUUGAAUGUAAGUAUAGGUGUGCCCGCUGUUUUAAAACAUGUCGGUCCUAAACAGAUGCUGGCUUUAUAUCGCCUUUGUGUGUAAUUAUGAACUAUGUCUAUCAGACGGUUAUUUCAAUAAACAGUAAACCGACUAAUCACUCAAAUU
Branchiostoma belcheri (Belcher's lancelet) is the source of this 1120-nucleotide messenger RNA. RefSeq names its product vascular endothelial growth factor receptor 1-like. Lineage: Eukaryota; Metazoa; Chordata; Leptocardii; Amphioxiformes; Branchiostomatidae. Gene Ontology annotation, molecular function: protein binding. The transcript is spliced from 3 exons. The record is from RefSeq and is a predicted model, not a curated record. Gene Ontology annotation, cellular component: plasma membrane; axon. Gene Ontology annotation, biological process: cell-cell adhesion; axon guidance. Bases 166 to 873 code for a protein of 235 amino acids.